Molecule: messenger RNA, 819 nt
Organism: Ipomoea nil (Japanese morning glory)
Lineage: Eukaryota; Viridiplantae; Streptophyta; Magnoliopsida; Solanales; Convolvulaceae
Exons: 2
Coding region: 1-819 (272 amino acids)
Molecular function (GO): RNA-DNA hybrid ribonuclease activity; nucleic acid binding
Source: RefSeq, a predicted model, not a curated record
AUGGAAAUUAAGGCUUCCCCGAGAAUCAAGUUAUUCUUUUGGCAACUUUGCACUUCCUCAUUGCCUACUGUGGAUCCGCUAAGAGUAAAAAGGGUUCAGGGCUGCUCUACCUUGUUGGAAUGGUUGGAGUCAAACUUUAAUGUUCUCACUGAUAAUCAAAUCUGCUUCCUCAUAUCUAUUUGCUGGAAGAUCUGGGAGGCAAGAAAUGAUAAAGUCUGGAAUCAUGUGAUAACUUCUCGGCAGGUAAUUAUCAAUGGGGCUCAAUCUUACAUUAAUGAAUGGCAUCAGGCCAACUUUGGUGAUGAACAUUCUGUUAAUAGUCCUGGUUUAGCUAUACAUUGGUCCAAGCCUCCUACGGGAUGGUUGAAAAUGAACAUUGAUGCAGCAUUGGGUCCUAACAAUUCAAAGAUGGGGUUUGGUUUUGUUCUAAGGGAUUCAAUUGCUGAGUUUAAAGCAGCAGUCCAACUCCCCUAUCACAGUUUAUGCAGACCAGACGAAGCAGAGGCAAUGGCAGUGCGUGAAGCCUUGAAGUGGUUAAAAGCUCAGAACAUGGACUUUGUCCAACUGGAGAGUGAUUGCAUAAAAGUUGUUAAUAGCAUGCAGGGUAGUUCUACUACCACUUACUUUGAUCUUAUUAUGCAAGACAUUAGAGACAUAGCUAGAGAGUUCUGUAACCUCAGCUUUUUGUUUGUUAAACGAUCAGCGAAUAGGGUAACCCAUUUGUUAGCUAGGGAGACCUUAUCUAAGUCUGAUCGUGUGGAUUGUUUUUCGGUCUCUUUUCCUUUUGUUGUUCAUGCUUUGGAGCUUGACUCCCGUUAA